Molecule: messenger RNA, 1335 nt
Organism: Paramecium pentaurelia
Lineage: Eukaryota; Ciliophora; Oligohymenophorea; Peniculida; Parameciidae
Source: the annotation of a GenBank genome assembly
AUGAAUUGCUCAUUUGGAAAUAAAUUUCAGCAGUCCAUAAUUUAUGAUGAAUAACAAAGUAAGUCUUAUAUUAAUUUAUUUAAUGAAAAAAAUGAUUGUGAUUAACAAUUCAUAUGUAAAAUUAAUAAUAUCAUACAAAUUUUACAAUAUGCUUUACCAUAUGUAUUUGAAAAACAAUUCAAAAUGAUGAAUAAUAUGAAAAAUAUAAUAAUUCCAAAAGCUUUCAAAUUGGAAUUUACAAUUGAUUAAGUCACAAAAUAAAAUAUAAUAAUGCCCUUUAAAUUAUUAAGUAGGGAUAAAUUGAUACUAAGUCCAAUGUUUUGUGAUUUUUACACAUAUCUAGAGACGAUUAAUAACAAAUAAUCUGCAAAUUAUGAAAUUAGUUAAAUAGAUGCUGAUGAAUAUUAUAUAAUUCUAUUAUUGUGGAACCUUAGAGAGAUCUUAAAUUAUUAAUACAAAAAUCAUGCUACAUUUGAAAUAAUACUAUUUCCUUAAUCGUAUUCAUUUGGAAUAUGUAAAAUUGAAGAUAAAAUAGAAUAAUAUUAUUUUUAUUCGCAUUCUAAAUUUCAACAAAUAUCUAACAAUAUUAGUUAAGCAUUAAAAUUAAAAAAAAUAAGUGAAUUAUAAAUAAAUCUAUUUGAAAUUUAUUAAUUUGAUAUAACUAUAAAAAAUGGAUAAUAUAUAGAGAAGAAAUUUAGAUAAAAUGAAAUUAUGAGAUAAUAGUUUGACUAAAAUAUAAUUGAUGAAAUAGAAAUAAAAUAUGGGAUUAAAAAUUAAAAUGGUUUUUAAAUCAGAAGUAGAAAUUCAAUAUAGAUUUAAAGUACUUUAUGUCUAACAGGUAAAAUAUAGGAGGAUUAAAAUCAUAUAAUCAUAUUUAAAUAAAAUAACAAUCCAAAAUGUGUUUGUGGAAAAGAAAUUGAUCCAUAUAGUAGUGACACAUUAAUAAUAGAUUAGUAUUUAAAAGAGGCUGUUGAUUAAAUUACUUUAGAAUUAUAAAUGGAUUUCAAAUUAGAUUAUAGAAUAUUUCUUAUACCAUUAUUUUUGGAAAUUGAAAUAGACUAACAUGAAAAUGAAUGGAUUAUAUUAUUUUUUAAAGAUAAAAAUAAUAAUAAAGUUUAAUUGAAAAAAUAAAUGUUUAAAGUUAAGAUGUACAAUGAAAAUAUAGAUUUAAAUUAAGAUAUUGAAGAAUAUUAAGAUAGAUUAUUUGAGGGAAUUGAUACUGAUGAUAAUUAAGAAUUUUAUAUGUAAAUGGAUAAAAAUACACAUACUAAAAUAUUAAAAGAAUAAGAUAUAUAAUUUGUUUGUAAUGAUGAUGAUGGAUAUUAUAAAAAUUGA